Molecule: messenger RNA, 2379 nt
Organism: Ylistrum balloti
Lineage: Eukaryota; Metazoa; Mollusca; Bivalvia; Pectinida; Pectinidae
Product: lon protease 1-like
Exons: 1
Coding region: 1-2379 (792 amino acids)
Biological process (GO): protein catabolic process; proteolysis
Molecular function (GO): ATP-dependent peptidase activity; sequence-specific DNA binding; serine-type endopeptidase activity
Source: RefSeq, a predicted model, not a curated record
AUGGUAGUCUUUCCUGAGAUGCUUGUCCCCCUUUUUGUUGGCCGUCCUAAAUCAAUUUCUGCUAUUGAGCUAGCUCUUGAAGAUGACAAGCGUAUCUUUUUAUGUACUCAGAAGGAUCCACAGAUUGUUGAUCCUACCUCAGAAGAUAUUUAUACGAUAGGUACCUUAGCGUAUAUCCAUCAAGUCUCACGGCUUCCUGAAGGAAUGCUCAAAUUAUUAAUUGAGGGUGAGACGCGCAUGCGUCUUGAAGAAUUUUCCUUGACAGGGAAAUUGUUUACCGUUACUGCAUCAGUAUAUAAGAGCCCAUCUAGAGAAACACCAGAGACAACUCGAUUACGGACACAUAUUAUAGAUCUCUUUCAUCGGUAUGCUGGACAGGAUCGUAACAUUUCCAAAGAAACAACAGCUGCUAUUUCUGAUGCGUCGAGUGCUAGUAGUGUCGCGGAUCUUAUUGCUGCAGCAUUAGAGUUAAAUUUAGAAGAACGACAAUUUUUAUUAGAAAUUGCCGAUGUUGAUCUACGCCUUAAGGAAUUAACGCGGGUAUUACAAGAUUGUUUAGAUGCUGCUGCUGUUGAACAGAAAGUUCAAGAGCGUAUCAAGGAACAAAUGGAACGUAAUCAACGUGAAUAUUACUUAAACGAACAAAUGAAAGCUAUUCGUGGUGAGUUAGCUGAUGGUGAUCAAGGCAAAUCAGAAUUUGAAGAACUGGAAGAAAGAAUAGUACAAAAAAAACUGCCAGAACAUGUUGAAGAACGUGCAAAGCAGGAACUCAAGAAACUAAAAUUAAUGACGUCAACAUCUGCUGAAGCAGCUGUUAUUCGAAACUAUCUUGAUUGGAUCCUCGCAAUACCUUGGACAGAAGAACGUGUAUUAGAUAUUAAUUUAGAACAAGUCCGAUGUGUACUUGAUCAAGAUCACUAUGGUCUUGAUCAAGUAAAGGACCGGAUUAUUGAAUUUUUGGCUGUCCGUUCUCUUACCGCAUCAUUGAAAGGCCCUAAACUAUGUCUUGUUGGGCCCCCUGGUGUUGGUAAAACGAGUUUAGCACGUAGUAUUGCCCAUGCCUUAGGGCUUGAAUUUGUUCGACAGUCAUUAGGAGGUGUCAGGGACGAAGCCGAAAUUCGUGGACACCGACGUACAUAUAUUGGUGCAAUGCCAGGCCGUAUUGUUCAGGGAUUAAAAAAAGUUAAAACUUGUAAUCCUGUAUUUCUAUUAGAUGAAAUAGAUAAACUUGCUCAAGAUUUUCGUGGAGAUCCAGGCUCUGCAUUACUGGAAGUUUUAGACCCUGAACAAAACGAUACAUUUAUUGAUCAUUAUUUAGAUUUAGAACUGGAUCUUAGUAAUGUAUUUUUUGUAACGACUGCUAAUACACUACAUACCAUUCAUAACCCAUUACAGGAUCGGUUAGAGAUUAUUGAAAUUGGUAGUUAUACCGAUGAUGAGAAAGUUGAAAUAGCCUUAAAACAUCUUAUUCCAAAACAACUUGAACGCAAUGGUUUAGAUAAAAUACAAGUUCAAUUUCAACGUCAGGCAGUACUAAAACUAAUUCACCGUUAUACGAGAGAAGCUGGUGUACGUAGACUCGAACAGAGGAUUGGGGCAAUUGCUCGUAAAAUUGCCGUGAAACUUGCGAAAGGUACCUUAAAAUCUGGAGCCAUUGUUCGGGUUACACCCAAGGCUGUUUCUGGGUACCUCGGACCAGAAAAGUUUCCUGAACCCAAAAAAGAAAAACAAAACCGCAUCGGUGUAACACAAGGUCUUGCUUGGACUGAAGUUGGUGGCCAACAAUUAGUUACAGAAGUCUCAGUAUUACCUGGGAGUGGACAACUUGAGAUUACAGGUAAGCUUGGAGAUGUCAUGUGCGAAAGUGCGCGAGCUGCCAUGAGUUAUGUUCGUAGCCGAGCUGAACAACUAAACAUUGAUCCACUGUUUUACAAACAGGUUGAUAUCCAUAUCCAUGUCCCAGAAGGAGCAGUUCCAAAGGACGGACCCAGUGCUGGUAUUACGAUGGCAACAGCUCUAGUCUCGGCAUUAACUCAUCUUCCUGUACGUGGCAAUCUUGCUAUGACUGGAGAAAUUACAUUACGAGGGCGUAUUUUGCCGGUAGGAGGCUUAAAAGAAAAGAUAUUAGCAGCUUAUCGAGGAGGUAUUUACGAAAUCGUUAUUCCUAAAGAGACCGAAAGUGAAUUAACAGAUAUUCCUGAGUAUAUACAGGAAAUGUUGACUAUUCAUCUUGUUGAAGAUAUGGAUCAGGUCUUAAGGUUAGCAUUAGUCUCAGAGGGUAAUAAAGAUGUAUUUCGUUAUUUAGAAGAACGAGGAACGCAACACCCAUUACCGGGGAUCUUUGGACAUCAGCAAGUUCAAUCACCGUUACCUGCUUAA